AUGCCUCUACCUCGUCACAUGGAUAUCAGCCGGGAUCAUCGACGAUCUCCCGCAUGUGCUCGAAUCCGCGAAUACGAUAAUUUUGGCCGGCCGAAGAUCUUCAGCGCUGUGCAACUCUCGAUGGCAUUGCACGAAGUGGCAUGUAUGACCAUAAAGAUGAACGACAGUGAGUCAUCCAUUCUUCACACGCUGGAAUUCUUGCGGUUGGAACAGCAUCAUCCCGUCUCUGGGAUGUACCAAUUUGGAAUUCCCAAAAUCACCUCGUCCUGCAUUUGUGACUGUGCUGGAGGUGACACGCCAUGUAAGAUGAACGAAUACAAUUAUCGGUAUAACAUUUACGACCGCUUCAAUAACCGAUGGCGGAAAGCCUCUGAAGAGGUGGUCGAAGUGCCGAUGAAUCGUGGCAUUUUCAAGUUCGACUUCAACAACGUGCAAAAAAUCGAAAUGGUUGUCUCAGGAAGUCGUCCGAAUAGAGAAGUUCAGCCAGGAAUGUACUUCUUCAGAGAAGGAACACAUGAGCUACGAGGGUUUGUACCGAUAAAUGACAUCGGCGAGAGCAGUUUGGAGAAGCUCGGUUGGAUGCGGUACGCAGAUGGAAAAUGGGACAUCCGAAACGGCCUGGUGAAAAUCAAACAGGCACAUGUGCAUAUGACGUCGGAGACGCGACCACACAUGCUUCGGCACAUCUCUCAGUUGGAGUCGUUUGAGGGAAUGAUCCAAGUAGAUCGUGAUAGCAAUCGUUACCUGAACAUCUCCUUCUUGGGAUCGAAAGGAACAUUGAUCGGGAACAUUUUCUCAUCAAAAAAGGAUCAAAUAGAUAUGGCCUUUUCAGUCCAAGUUGACUCGAAAGUGCAUCACUACAGAUCAAUUAUAUCGAUUCCAUCAUCAAUCAAUAGCAGUCGAUAUGUGUGUUUUCACCCAUCAGGUGACAUAAAGGGAGAAAUCUGCAAAUGGUUCAAAUAUGAAACUCAACGACUCAACAGCUACCGUGUUGCACAUCGUUGGCAAAGAGGUCAAGGAGAUUGUGGAGGGUGCAAUGAACGUGGUGUGGAGAGCUUCUUGACGUCGUUGGAUCCUCGCCAGUGGUUCAACGGCAUCUCAACACCGGUCGAGGCCUUUACAAUGGCCGUCGAAAUGGUCAUCGUCAUCUGCCUGGUGUUGCUUUUCUUCGCCAUCUGUACCAAAUGCCUUAUUCCCCUAGUACGAUGUACUUUUUCAGUCAGUAAAACGCCAAAGAAAUAG
Molecule: messenger RNA, 1242 nt
Organism: Ostertagia ostertagi
Lineage: Eukaryota; Metazoa; Nematoda; Chromadorea; Rhabditida; Trichostrongylidae
Source: the annotation of a GenBank genome assembly